Lolium rigidum is the source of this 1621-nucleotide messenger RNA. RefSeq names its product E3 ubiquitin-protein ligase RING1-like. Gene Ontology annotation, biological process: protein ubiquitination. The transcript has a single exon. NCBI's taxonomy places the organism in Eukaryota, Viridiplantae, Streptophyta, Magnoliopsida, Poales, Poaceae. Bases 1 to 1059 code for a protein of 352 amino acids. The record is from RefSeq and is a predicted model, not a curated record.
AUGUACCCGGCGCCGCCGAGCCCGAGCCCGAGCCCGAGCGGCUACGGGACCGUCACGCUCAACUGCACCGACAACGCGUUCUGGUGCAUCCCGCGCUGCCCCGGCGGCGACUGCGUCGACUACGCCUUCGCGCCCCCGCCACCCCCCCCCCCGUUCCCGCGCGCCACCAUCGCCGUCGACCACCGCCUGCCCGUACGCCUCCUCCUCACCGUCUCCCUGCUCUCCGCCUUCCUCUUCCUCUCCUUCGGGCUCGCCACGCUGCUCCUCUACCGCCGCCGCCGCGCCCUGCGCCGCCGCCGCCGCUCGGCCACCGCCCCCCUCCCUCACGACGACGACGAGGAGGCGGGCGGCGGCGGCGGCGGAGGGGUGGUGCACCACGUCUGGUACAUCCGCACGGUGGGGCUCGACGAGGCCGCCAUCGCGUCCAUAGCCGCCGUGGAGUACCGCGGCGCGGGGUCCGGCGGGGACUGCGCGGUCUGCCUCGGCGAGUUCAGCGACGGCGAGCUCGUCCGCCUCCUCCCGCGCUGCUCCCACCCGUUCCACGCGCCCUGCAUCGACACCUGGCUCCGCGCGCACGUCAGCUGCCCCGUCUGCCGCUCCACCGUCGUCGUCCCCUCCGACGUCCUCGCCGCAACCACCGACGCCAACACAGACGUCACCGAAUCGCACCAGGUGUUCGACGAAAUGUCCCCGUCAGAGUCACUGCACGAGGAUUCCGACGCCUCUUCGGACACCCAAAGCGAGGACACGGAAGCCCCAGCAGAGGAGAACGGGAGCGCCACGCCCAAGCCGAUACGGCGCUCGGCCUCCAUGGACUCGCCGCUAUUCCUCCUGCCCGUGCCUGAAGUUAAGGACGCUGCUGCGCAGUCCAGCCGCAAAUUAUUGCCGAGCGGCCGAGAGAUGAGGAUCAUCAGGGUGAAGGACAGGGAGGCAGCAGGGACGUCCUCAUCCUCCUGCCAGACUGGCAAGCUCGGGAUCGGCAGGUCGAUGUCAAGCAGUGGCCGGGCUUUCUUCUUCUCGCGGAGUGUUCGCUCUACUGGCGCCGCUCUGCCGCUGUGAGCUGGUGUCAUUUUGCUGUCAAGAGGGGGUGCAGCCUCAGCAAAGCCGGGAGCUGGUAGUGUGUCUGUGUCUGUUAAUAGGAAGUGUAUACUGGAGAGCUCAAGUGGCUCCAAGAGAAAUACUUAUCUGAAAUAUGUGAGUUGACAAGAGCAAUUUCCGCGUGAUAAGUAUUUCUUGAGUCGAUGUGCUCGUGUUAACUUGCACGCCCAAGCUUCCUCUAUCAUAAUGUCAACUUGUGUCAAGCUAUGGCUGAGGGAAUUUCAGGGAAGAAACUGAAGAUUGGUUUCUUCAUGUAAUAUUUGUGUACCAAUCUCGCAAGAGUGGACCACUGCCUGCCUCAAUGUUUAUUGUUUCCACAAGGGGGUGGUGCAAAUGUACUAAGAUCAAGAAUCUGUAGUUGGACCAACACUUGAUGAUAUCUUACAAAUAUUGGUGCACAUGUACUACUACCUCUGUUCCAAAUACAAGCCUUUUUAGAAAGCUAAACUAGCUUUGCUAAAAAGGCACAUAUUUCGGAACGGAGGUAAUAAUAACUGAAUAUCUUAAGAACUAGUUAGCAGCA